ACCCCGCUCGGGGCGCCUUCCUCGGGGGAGUUUUGCGCCCCUCCCUCGCUCCCUCGCCACUUUGGAGAGAGGCUUUCCGAGCAGGGCGGCACAGGGGGGCGAUGGAGAUGAAGAAGCGCAUCACCCUGGAGUUGAGGAACCGAGCGCCCGAGAAGGUGGCUGAACUGGUCCUUGACAACUGUCGGUCUAGCAAUGGUGAAAUUGAAGGUCUGAAUGACACGUUUAAAGAACUAGAGUUUCUCAGCAUGGCCAACAUAGAGUUGACGUCCUUGGCCAAACUCCCCACUUUGACUAAGCUUCGAAAGCUGGAACUAAGCGACAACCUAAUUUCUGGAGGCCUGGAAGUCCUGGCAGAGAGAUGUCCAAAUCUCACAUACCUAAAUCUGAGUGGUAACAAAAUCAAAGACCUCAGCACCGUGGAAGCCCUUCAAAAUCUUAAGAACUUGAAGAGUCUUGAUUUAUUUAACUGUGAGAUCACAAACCUGGAAGAUUACAGAGAAAGUGUGUUUGAGCUGCUUCAGCAAAUCACGUAUCUAGAUGGAUUCGAUCAGGAUGAUAAUGAAGCCCCCGACUCAGAAGAUGAAGAGGAUGAAGAUGGGGAUGAAGAUGAAGAUGAGGAAGAUGAAGACAAGGCUGGUCCCCCAGGAGAAUAUGAAGAGAACGAUGAGGAAGAUGACGAUGGCUCAGACUUGGGGGACGGUGAAGGUGAAGAAGAGGAGGAGGAGGAAGUGGGCCUUUCAUAUUUGAUGAAAGAAGAGAUCCAGGAUGAAGAAGAUGACGAUGAUUAUGUAGAGGAGAGAGAGAAUGAGGAAGAGGAAGCUGAAGGUGUCCGAGGGGAAAAAAGAAAACGCACAGCUGAAGACGAAGGCGAUGAGGACGAUGAUUAAGUUGUAGGGGAUGGAAAUAGGACCAGAUUAAUUUUUGUUGCAGGAUACGCAAUAGUGAUAUUCAGACUCGUAUGUCUCCAUGUAUCAUAGGUAUCCCUACAGAAGAUAUUAAUGUGUUAACUUUUUAUAGGAAGUGUGUUUCUACUAUUUUUGCCCUUUUUAUCAUUCCAACUAAGAUGUAAUAGCCCAAUAUUGAUGAUGUGCAUAGAACACAGUUUUCACCCCCUUUUAAUCACUGAACUAGUUGUCUUCUCCCUAGAAACACCCCCAGCCCAGGUUUUUCCCCACCUACUGGGUUUUCAUGUGAGCAUGCUGCUAGUUUUAGCCUCAGAUAAACAAAACAUUCUACAGAUUUCAGACUUUUAAGACAGUACACUGAAGUCAAAUGUACUACAACAGGAUAACCAACUUUUUAUUAGAAAGAUCUAUACCGGAGGUGAAAUUGGAACUAUUUGAAAUCAAGAGCUUGGAUGCCUAAACAGGCUACGUCCUGGAUUUCCUGUUCUUCAGUCUGUCCCUCCCUCCUCUUCUGUCUUGCACAUGCACACGCCUACAUGUCUCUGUAGAGAACAUUCUGCACAUCUGUAAGGAACCCAUAGGAUCGGCUCUCUUAUUGAGUCUAGCUUUUUCCAAAACACUUGAAAGACAAAAAUACCCCUUGAAAAGAUAACAUAGAAAUACCUUCCAUUUAUUCAAGUUUAUAAUUAACUUUGUGUUCUCUUUCUGACUAUUAUAUUCCUCCAGGCCAAACAGGAACCCAUAUUUCUGGUGCAACUUUCAGCUUUAAUUUUUAAACCCUGAAACUUUCAGUCUUUCAUUAAUAACUUUUUAAAAAUGGGAGGGACUAUAUAUAUAAUCCCCAGAUGCACAAAUUGGCAAGUAAUUAAUUUGGGUUAGGAUAAAAACCAGUGGCCCAGGCACAGAGCAAAGGAAAGGAGCGAGUUGUGGAGCGGGGGAGAAACACACGAGUUGGCAGCCAUUGAAUUUCUCUUUCCCCUGCCCCAAAGGAGCUAGUUGGCUGAAUCAUGAAAAGGGCUACGGAAAAUGGUGGACCAACUGGCAAUUGACUGUGGGCUAACUUUAGCUUAUAGGCCUCCAGUUCUUUCCCUUAAAGAAUGAAAAACUAUUGUAGGAAAUUAUUCAUCAAGUUUUCUUGGUUUGACUUUUAGAAAGCUUCACAAAUUUGUUUGCCGCACAUAUCCAACAAGACAAGUCCUUUCAUGGGGGGGGGGGGGGGAAUGAUGAUUAUAAACUGAUCAUGGAUAAUACUUUUCUUUAUGCAGGUUGCUUUUCAAAACCCAAUAGAAAACUGGACAUACCAUGCUCCUUUGGUUCUCAAUUAUGACUACUUGUAUUGUGAAAUAAAUAUUUUUCCCAAAUAAUACACAGCUGUAUUCAAGAGAGACUAUUUUUUUAUCUGUCCUGCCUAGGAGAAGCUGUCAUUAAUUUGGGUUAGGAUAAAAGGGGUAUUUUUGCAUAGAUAACCCCUACGAUAGUUGCCUGUGAAAAUAAAUAAUACAUUACACACAUCCCUCUUAGUAUGUGACAUCAGACUCUUAAUUUAGUUUUGAUGGCACUGCAUUCAAGAAGAUCAGCAAAACCUAGUAAUUUUUUCUUCUGAAUUAUCAUUCAUAGAGUGGUAUAGCAUAGCUAAUUUUAAAGGCGUUUAAGGAAAAUUGAAUACAGAAGGCAAUUUAGUAGAAAUUUUGGAUAUUUUUAAAUAUCUUAACUAAAAGGACUUGGCAAAGCUUUAUCCCAAUCAUGUUAUGACAUUUCUGUUUGAAUAAUGAAUUUGAAAAACGUAAAAAAGUGUACACUGUGUUGUCCUGGAGGUUCUGUGUUUAAUGCAGUUGCUUUAUAUUAAUCCUGAUUUUUCAAGGUGUGUUCUUUCACAUAAUCUUUUGUUUCCUGAGGUUUAAUUUUAUUUAGUUUCAGCAAAUACUAAAACCUUUCCAUUACCAAGAAAAGAAAAGUAUUCAAACAUAGCGGUUAGCGUAUAAUACAUCUCAUACAUAAUGUGCUCUGUCCAUCGUCCUGCAUAUGCUGUGAUGUACACCCCGCGUCCCUUGUGCUGCGAUGUUCACUCCAUAUCAGUAGAAGGAAUAGAUUUCCGCAUAUAAAAGAAUCUCCUCUAAUUUGAUUCCACUGCUGAAAUUAGUGGGUGAGGGAGCAUCCCAGGGAUGCAAUAGGACCCCUGCGUCAAUGAAAAAAAGCUUAUACAUAGUACAUAUUUAAAUAGUUUUACAACUAUACUCUAAUGAUCUUUUUUAUAGGAAAGGUAACACAACCAGCUAAAUACAUUGCCACAGUUCUGAGUUGUCAGCUUGGUGUUGCAAACUAAUAAAAUUGUGUGUGUUUUUCUUAACAUAAACAAGAUUAACACAGAGCCUCUGAAUAACUUUUGAAUAACUUUUUUUUUUGGCUUGGUGGGUUCUUUAAUGAAAAUAUUUAAGGGUGGGUUUUAUAUUUUGUAGAGAUUUUGUCCUACUUGAAUGCUCUUUAUAUGGCAGUAUGUAUAUAGUGUGUUCAUUUCCUUUUCAAAUUCUAAAAACAAAAAAACCAACACAAACUUCAAGGUAUUUUUCUUUGUGCAACUGUGUUUUGAAAAAGCCAUGACAGUGUUAAAUAAACAAAUUCCUACCGCACACUUCUGAUGAAUUUUAGUUGUAACAGAAUGUGAGUGUCCACCCUACCCCGUGUGAUGUAAAUUUUAAAUUAAAGGUUUUCAAUCUGAA
Molecule: messenger RNA, 3622 nt
Organism: Elgaria multicarinata webbii
Lineage: Eukaryota; Metazoa; Chordata; Lepidosauria; Squamata; Anguidae
Gene: ANP32E
Product: acidic nuclear phosphoprotein 32 family member E
Exons: 7
Coding region: 102-887 (261 amino acids)
Biological process (GO): regulation of apoptotic process
Cellular component (GO): nucleus
Molecular function (GO): phosphatase inhibitor activity; histone binding
Source: RefSeq, a predicted model, not a curated record